Messenger RNA from Fusarium oxysporum Fo47, 824 nucleotides. RefSeq names its product 60S ribosomal protein eL14. The transcript has 3 exons. The coding region runs from base 104 to 547 and encodes 147 amino acids. Lineage: Eukaryota; Fungi; Ascomycota; Sordariomycetes; Hypocreales; Nectriaceae. Gene Ontology annotation, molecular function: structural constituent of ribosome; RNA binding. Gene Ontology annotation, cellular component: ribosome; cytosolic large ribosomal subunit. Gene Ontology annotation, biological process: ribosomal large subunit biogenesis; translation. The record is from RefSeq and is a predicted model, not a curated record.
UUUUCUGCCCACGAUCAAAAAGUCCUUAGCGAUUUCAAGGUCCGCGGCUCCAGCAAACAACCAACUAACGGGACAGCAUAAUCGACAACUGAUCACCGUCACAAUGGGCGACGCAGUCAUUGAGGGUUCGAACUGGCGCCUCGUUGAGGUUGGCCGUGUCGUUGUUAUCAACGGCGACCACCCCUUCGCCGGCCGCCUGGCCACGAUCGUCGAGAUCAUCGACCACAAGCGAAUUCUCGUCGACGGUCCUUCCGCGAACGCUAGCCUCGCUGUUCCCCGACAAGCCGUUCCCCUCAGCAAGGUCCUCCUCUCCUCUCUUAUCGUCGAGGGCUUGAACCGCGGUUCCCGAACUGGUGUCGUCCGAAAGCUCUGGGAGAAGUCCGAGAUCGACUCCAAGUGGGAGCAGACCAACUGGGCUAAGAAGCGGGAUCAGAUGGAGCGGAGGAAGGGUCUCACCGACUUCGAGCGCUUCCAGGUUCUCCGACUCAAGAAGCAGCGACGAUUCGAGGAGCGCAAGGCUCUGGCCAAGGUCAAGGCCUCCGCAUAAAUGGGUCAUUAAGCUGGAGUCACGGAGGUGCUUGAAAGUCGGGUUUAGAUCAAGUGGCACGGAACUGGGCAGGAAACACAUCACGGCGGUAUAGAGGCUGCUGGAUUCACUUUUGCUCCGUUCUGGAAGGCUGUAUGUCACACUUCAUCAUCAUGAUGAACGGCGUCAAUACGGAAAUUCUGAGAUCAACUGAAUUCAAAGCAUAAGGAGCAUCAAAAAAGAACAUGGAUUCAUUGUGAACUGUAGCCGAAAUAAAAAUGAAAUGAAUACCCCAAAA